ACCGUCAACAUGCCUCCUCGCACCGUCCUCAUCACCGGCGCAACGGGCAAACAAGACUCCGCCGUCAUCGACGCCCUCCUCUCCCAUCCCCUAUCCUCCUCAGACCCCUUCACCGUUCUAGCACGGAAGAGCGCGACUAGAACCAUGGGCUGGACGAUUCUGGGACCGGUGAUAUUCAUGGAUAACCCUCCUCCCGGGUUAGCGGGCAAGGUGUUUAUGACUUUGCUGAGGGAUACCCUCGGGCGAGAUAAGCCGUUGCAGUGGAUUGCCACAAGAGACAUCGGCUUCUUUGCUGCGGAGGCGUUCCAUAAUCCGGAGGAGUGGAAUAAAAAGGCGAGGGGGCUGGCGGGGGAUGAGUUGACUUUUGAGGAGAUGAACAGGGUCUUUGAGAGGGUGACUGGUAAGCCGGUGCCGACCACGUGGGGAUUGUUGGGAAAAGGAUUGAAGACGGAAUUGGGCUCGUUGGUAGAGUGGCUCGCCCUGGAGGUGUACAGAGCUGAUCUACGAAAGGUCAAGGAGGUGAAUCCAGGGAUGGUGGGCUUGGAGGAGUGGCUGAGAAAGAGCCCCUUUGUCAAAAGGAAGUAA
This is a messenger RNA of Podospora pseudocomata, 585 nucleotides long. RefSeq lists its product as uncharacterized. The transcript is spliced from 3 exons. The record is from RefSeq and is a predicted model, not a curated record. Gene Ontology annotation, cellular component: nucleus. The coding region runs from base 10 to 585 and encodes 191 amino acids. Lineage: Eukaryota; Fungi; Ascomycota; Sordariomycetes; Sordariales; Podosporaceae.